UCUCACUUCCUCCUCCUCCUCUCUCUUCCUUGUAAACUCUCUCUCGCAAGCCCAAACAAAAUUUAGGAGACAGUACCGACUGCAACUUCAGAAAAAUCAAACACUUUUGUCACCAUUAUAUUCUUUUAUGCAAGUUGGUAUGUAAUUAAGCAUACGAUUUUCAGUUUUUCUUCUUUCGGUAAAAACUGAUAAACGUAAAGAAUGGAGGGAAUGUCUUCACAUCUGAAGGAACUAUGGGAGGGAUGGGAACUGCGAGCCCUGGUCCUCCUCAGCCUCACCAUUCAAGUUCUGCUCAUAAUCCUCGGGCGUCACCGGAAGUACCGGCCCGACUUGUGGCUGAAGGCGCUGGUCUGGUCGUGCUACUUGGCGGCUGACGCGGUCGCGAUAUACGCGCUCGGCAAGAUCGCGACCCGGCUCAAGCAAAUGCGGAGCGAGCUCGGUGCCACCGCCAAGGGGCUGGACCCAGAUGCGCAGAUGACUGCGUUCUGGGCGCCGUUCCUGCUGCUGCACCUGGGCGGUCCCGACACCAUCACGGCCUACGCCCUAGAGGACAACGAGCUCUGGAUGAGGCAUUUGCUCGGGCUCCUCGUCCAAACGACCGGCACGCUGUUCAUCUUCUUCCAGGCAUUGACAGGCUCUGAUGAUCUCACAGUGCUUUCGCUUCUCAUGUUCGUCUCCGGCCUCAUAAAGUACGGCGAGAGGGUUUACGUCCUCCGUGCUGCGAGUAGCGAGCAGUUCAGGGACUCGAUCCCUGACCCUCCUCUCCAUUACUCAAAGAUCCUGGAGGAGUAUACGUUGAAGGAGGCCGAGGGCUAUGACGUCACGCCGCAUGAGGUGAUUGAGGUACGUGGAGUGAACGCGGAACACAAUUCGAAGGCGGGCGUGGAUCUUUCGUCUCCUGAUGUAAAUCUCUUGUCCGAUGAAUUGAAGAAGAGGAAGGAAAAACAGGGAAAGAGUAAGUGCAGCCAGUCUUUGUUAGCCGCAGCCAGAGGGACGUCCGACUUUUUCCGGCGCCUUUUCGGGGACAAAGAUCUUUUACCUGAAAAGAUGAAGGAGCGCAACCGAGCCGAGUUGGCAGUCGCCGAAGACCUGAUCAACAUUUUCCAGCGCCUAUUCGCAGAUCUCGUGCUUAGCUUCGAGGACCGCGACACUAGCAUGUUACUACUCGAGGAUAAACAUUUUCAGGUGGUAUUCAGAGUUAUCGAGAUUGAACUGGGACUCAUGUACAAUAAGCUCUACACUAAGGCGAUGGUGAUCCACAAUAAAUGGGGCUUUACUCUUCGCUCUGUGAGUGUACUAGUCACCGUCAUGGUCUUGGUGCUUUUUUCCAGGUCAGACAAGGACAAAUACUCCAAGCUCAAUAUCUAUGUGACCUUUUUGUUGCUCGGGGUGGCCAUUCUCCUGGAGAUUUAUGCGUUAUUCGUUCUUCUCUUCUCUGACGAAGCCGCUUGUUGGCUGAAGGACAACAAGCCCUCCGUCCUGAAUUUUGUCGAGCGGUUACAACCACUGUAUAACAGGCGCAGGUGGUCGGGUUCUAUGGCGCAGUACAACCUGCUAAGCUUCGCCCUCAAAGAGAAACACCUCACGUGCCAUCCAAUCUUAGAGCGGCUACACGUCGACCAGAAGGUUCUGAAGUUCUUGUACAGGGGUAAUUUGGAAAUAACGGACUAUCUAAAAGGACGGCUCCUCAAGCAUUUCAAGUCCCAGGCAAAAAGCGAGAAGGAAGUCCAGUCCGUAAGGACCUACCCGGGAUAUCUCAUCCUGAAAAAGCAUGAGUUCUUGGACGAUUUUAAAUGGAGCAUCGAGUUAGAGUUCGACCAGAGCAUCUACGUCUGGCACAUUGCAACCGAGCUCUUAUGCCACCCGAAAGAUAAGGAAGCUCCUGCAGGCGAUCCCGAAAUGAGCAAGCAAUUGUCUCGGUAUAUGAUGUAUCUUUUGGUCAUGUACCCUUUUCUCUUGCCUGUUGGAGUCGGACGCAUCAGAUUCCGAGGAAUGUACGCGACUGCGAUGAGGUUGCUCAAGGAGCCUGACUCAAAAAAGAAAACCCGUAUGGCUGUAGAGACCGAAUCCAACAUACUUGAAGCUUGCAAUGAGCUGCGCACAAACGUUAACACAGAACUAGCUGCGAUCAUGGCGAAAGGAGAUAAGAGCAAAUUCGCCCUGUACCAGGGAUGCCGGCUCGCGUCGCAGCUGAACAAAGACGAAUACCGAGAGAAGAAAUGGGACAUUAUAAGUAAUGUGUGGGUGGAGAUGCUUGUUUACGCGGCUGUCAAGUGCAAGGGGGUUCAACAUGCCCGGCAACUACGACGAGGAGGGGAGUUCCUGACUCACGUCUGGUUCCUCAUGGCUCAUUUCGGCUUGACCGAUCACUUCCAAAUACCGUAUGUCCCAGCAAUCGCCGAGCUGCUGGUGAAGCAGGAUUGACUCAUCAUACCCCGACUCUCAGUGAACCAUAUGUAACAUGUGUUAGCUCCUCAUGGCUCAUUUCGGUCGACCGAUCACUUCUAUAUGUAACUUGCGUUGGCAGUAUAAGCAAAUCUUU
Molecule: messenger RNA, 2542 nt
Organism: Syzygium oleosum
Lineage: Eukaryota; Viridiplantae; Streptophyta; Magnoliopsida; Myrtales; Myrtaceae
Exons: 1
Coding region: 202-2424 (740 amino acids)
Source: RefSeq, a predicted model, not a curated record